Molecule: messenger RNA, 2247 nt
Organism: Ciona intestinalis (vase tunicate)
Lineage: Eukaryota; Metazoa; Chordata; Ascidiacea; Phlebobranchia; Cionidae
Source: RefSeq, a predicted model, not a curated record
UCAGACGUGUUUAGCGAUUAAACGUGUUUAGAGACGGGUGGAACCGGGUACGUGUUGUGGGUGCGCCGUUUCAGAGUAUGAAGUACGGCCCACACACGUUCGGACACAGUAGUAAAAAGAAAAAGUUUACAAGAAAGGCAAACACACAAAUUUAAAACCCUAGAGGAGAACUAAAACAGAACAAGACAGCGCGCUCGCCGGCGCCAGGCGCGCUGUGUAAUAACCCGCUACACCUUUUGUUAAUAUUUAAGAAUGCAAUUUCGACAUGCUUCAUUAACCCUUCUCUUUUUUCUUGCUUUUGAUUUAAUUUUUGCCCAAGACGACGCGUGUGCUGGUGUGACUUGCAAUAAUAAAGGAACCUGUGACGCAAACGCGGCUUACACGAGAGGGUACUGGUGUGAGUGUGACGACGGAUGGGCGGGCCAGGAUUGCAACCAUCCUGAGCCCACCGUUCGUUGCGGAGACGAUCGAAUUGAUGUAGUAAUCGACAAAGGACUUGUGCAAGAAUUGCAGGUCGACGACGACGCGCGUUUCGUUUAUUUUGGAAAAUCUUCUGCUGGACAGCAAUGUCGAGCAAGCGAAGACGGCAAUUUGUACAGACUCAGUAUUCUACCCCCGUUUUCAAACUGCGGAACACAAGUCAUUCAACGUGGUCCCGGCGACGACUACACGUUUAGUAACACGGUUGUAUGGAACAGAGAAGUCAACAAUACACAAAACAUUAUCGACCGAGAAAUGAUCCUGUUAGAUUUUAAAUGUAUUUACGAGGACACCUACACUGUUUCUGGACCUUCACUCUUGCCAACUCUUAAUGUUUUGAAAUUCCAAACUGGGCAAGGGCGAUUUGAAGUGAGAAUGGGUUUAUUCGACGAUAACAGUUACUCUGGAAGUCACGAGUACACACAACAACCGACUAUAUCUAUUGGAACAUACGUUUAUGUUCAGGUUGAGCUUGCUCAUGUAUCGGACCCCCAUCUCGUAGUUACAAUGGAAAGGUGCUUCGCAUCUCAAUCUCGUGACCCCGCUGACCCAGUUUCCACCAAACACAUGCUUAUUGUAAACAGAUGCGCCAGUCUGAACGACUCUACUGUACAAGUACGAUACAACGGUGAAAAUGCCAGAAGUCAGUUUAAAUUCCAGAUGUUUAAAUGGCGAUGGAGCGCAGAUGACGUAUAUUUGCAUUGCGAAGUUGAUAUCUGUAACAGAACAUCGGAAAUCUGCACUGGAAACGGGAUUGAUUGUCGCGGAUUGGGGGAGUUUCGUCGCAAGCGUGAAGCUCUUUCAAGAGAAGGCGAAUACAAUCCCGACUCUGCACCACCAGUGGGGCAUUUUGUUAGCCAAGGUCCCAUACAUGUAGAAUGGGUAAAACAAUCCCUAUCCGACUUGAACAAUAACGGAAACAAUCAAGUUGACACAACUAUGGUCAUUCUCGGUUCAAUCCUCGGCUUGGUCCUCGUAAUUUUGGGCGUCAUAGUCGGUGCAAUUAUCCGACGAAAGCAGCGUCAAAAAAAGAGUAAAGAGCGACAAGAGGCAUCCGAAGCGACCACACGUCAAUUCACUUCUUUACAUUUCACAACCGAAGCUUUUUAAGAUUUUAUAUGUUUUUGAGCCAAAAGUGCCAAAUUUUGAAAACCAAAAAUAUAAUUUUCAAAUAAAAAACGUAUUUUUAAAGACCAUUUAAUCUUACCUCCAGUUUUUAUAUGCAUAACAUUUAUCGUAUUACAGUCAAAAUAGUUUUAUUACCAGUAUUUUAAAAUUCGGCUUUUGAGCAAUUUACUUAAAAAAAAAUUAGUUUGUAAUUUAUGACUUAAUUUUAAAAAAAAACAGGAAUUGUUUUUUUCCAGUAAUUCCACCAAAAUUGUAGCUGUAUUUAUCCUUUUGAAACCAGAAACAUAUUUUUCGGACAUAUUUUAUCAAAAAUCUUGAAAAACUGGGAUAUUUUUUGAUGAUACCAUUUUGAAAGUUUAAAAUUCAAUUAAAAAUUUAAAUAUUAAAUUUAAAACAUAUUUAGAUUUUUAAAUUUGAUAUAAAAAAUGUGUGAGAAAACUGACAUUUUCUCAGUUAUUUUAUUAUGUGUUUAGCAUAUAUAUGUUGCCUCGGCAGAUCGAGACGGAUCGCUUUUUGUGUUUAGUGUUAUCGAGUGACACUUUAGCUCAAAAACUGUUGCAAUUCAAUUAUUUCGCGUGCUCUGUUUCAUUAUUGUGAAUAUAUGUUAGCUUAAGUAACAAAUAAAUGUUGGAAAAAAUA